AUGAUCGUAAGGCGAUCGAUGGUCCUAGCCCUGGUCCUUGGACUGUUGUCGGUGAACCAAAAUGCCGGCCAGGACAGCCAAGGCAAGGAUACAGACCAGGGACCCGAUUAUUUCACGCGGGGACUAACGCCGCAACGGGUGAUGCGACUGGUACCGCGACGAUCGCCGAUGUUGCCGCAGGACAGCGCCACGAUGGGCUUGGCGAUGCAAAGCAGAGCGGUGGACACGAGGGUACAGCUGGAGGUCAGGGAGGGCGAGCCGAAGGGCACUUUGGUCGGUGUGAUACCGGUGAAACCGGGAUUCACGUAUAGAUUCAACGAACCGCCGCAGGAGUUCGUUUUGGACCCGGAAACAGGAAAGAUCCGCACAGCGAAGAUACUGGACCGUGAGGCGUUGAGCAGCGACAGGUUCGAUCUGGUCGUGUUGUCCAGCCAGCCGACCUACCCGAUCGAGGUGAGGAUUCUCGUGUUGGAUAUCAACGACAACGACCCGGAGUUCCCGGAGUCGAGCAUCGCGGUCAGCUUCUCCGAAUCGGCGGUGGUCGGCACGAAGCUAUUGCUGGACGCGGCCACGGAUCGAGACACACCCGAGAACGGUGUGGCUGACGACUACUUCAUCGUGGACGGGAAUACCGAUGGGAAGUUCCGUCUAGAGGUCACCGGCAAUCCCACGGGUGAGACGUCUUAUCUACACCUGGAGACUACUGGUAAAUUGGAUCGGGAACAGGUCGAGUACUAUUCGUUGAAUGUUUGCGCGAGGGACAGAGGCAGACCUCCCAGGCUAGGAUAUCUAUUGGUGAACGUCACCGUGCUGGACGUGAACGACAAUCCCCCGAUAUUCCAGCAAAGCGAUUACGUGAUCGCCCUGAACGAAAGCGCCCCAGUAGGCACCAAAGUGUUAACGGUCCACGCUACCGAUCGCGACUCCGAGGACAAUUCCAAGCUGACGUACUAUCUUCCAGACACGGAACGUCAGUUCACCGUGGACCCAGAGACCGGCACGAUCACCACCGUCGAGCCGUUGGAUUGCCCGCAGCAGAGCUGCACGAUCGCCGCACGUCCCGGCGGCGGUUGCCCGAAGAGCUGCGUGAUAACGGUGUUCGCCCGCGAUCACGGAUCCCCGCGGCAGGACGGUCGUACCUACGUAACGGUGAAUCUAUUGGACGCGAACGAUCACGAUCCGGAGAUCGAGUUCAGUUAUUUCCCGUCGACGCCCGGUUACGCGACCGUCGACGAGAACGCAGCAAGGGACUCGAUCGUCGCGGCGGUCGCGGUGAUCGACAACGACGAGGGCUUAAACGGCGAGACCACCGUCGAGAUACGAGCUGGAAAUGAACUGGGACAUUUCCGUUUGGACAACACGCAGAGCUUCGAUAUCGUUCGGGUGAACGGACGUCUGGACCGUGAGGAGAUACCGAAAUACAAUUUAACGGUGGUCGCGACCGAUAAAGGUACGCCGCCGCGAUCCGCGACCGCCUAUCUGGUGAUCCACGUGAACGAUGUGAACGACCACGAACCGGUCUUCCAGCAGAGCGAAUACUCCGCGGUGCUGUCGGAACUUUCGCCCACCGGCAGCUUCGUAGCGAGUAUCUCGGCGACGGACGCGGAUUCCGGUCUGAACGCAAGGAUUUAUUACGAUUUCGAUUCGGGAAACGAGCAAGGCUGGUUCGCGAUCGAUCAGGACACCGGUUUGGUCACCACAGUGGCCACGCUGGAUCGUGAAGUACAGGGCAGCAUAGAGCUGCACGUGUCCGCCAGGGACGGUGGACCGAAUCCGAAGUACGCGUCCACGCAUCUAAAGGUGACGAUUCUGGACGAGAACGACGAAGCGCCGAGAUUCUCGCAGAGCGUGGUGGAGGUCACAUUGUCGGAGAACACACCACCGCAGAGUCUGGUGGCCACGUUGACUGCGGUAGAUAACGAUCAGGGGACGAACGGCAGUGUUGCGUACAGUUUCCAUUCGAGUGUCUCCAGGGACUAUCCGAAAACGUUCGCCCUAGACGGACUCACCGGCCAGUUGACCACAAAAAUCGUCCUGGAUCGCGAAACCACCGCCGAGUACAGGAUUCUGGUGAUCGCGAGGGAUCAAGGUACACCGCCGCAAUCGUCCACCGCGACGGUGGUAUUGACGUUGGAGGAUGUGAACGACAAUUCACCGGUUUUUUAUCCGUGGAGGUACUUGUUGCCCGUACCGGAGGACGCCCCGCCGGGCACCUCGGUGGGCAAGGUGACGGCGACCGAUGCCGAUGCCAGAGAGAACGCCCAGGUGAGAUACUCCCUGGAAUCCGGUGGCGAGGGACUUUUUGCGGUCGACGAACGUACCGGGGAGAUCGGUCUACAGGGUUCCCUUAGGGCUGCUCACAAGACCCUGUACGAGCUGAAGAUCUUCGCUAAGGACACGGGGGAGAAAACAGCCACUAGGAACGCUCUGGUAGAGGUUAUUCGGGAGGAGGAUCUGGAACUGUUGGAAUUCGACACCUACAACGGCUACGAGUUUCGUAUACCCGAGGACAGAGGCGAGUGUGGUUCUAUGCCCAGUGUCUAUGGUAGAGAGCUAGGCACCGUCCAGGUGACACAAUACGGGGCCACGAAAGUCUCCUACGCGAUCGUGUACGGUGAUCCAAAGGGUAACUUCAAGAUCGACGAGACCACCGGCACGAUCAGCACGUCGGGCUGUUUGGAUCGAGAACAAGUCGCCUACUACAGUCUCCAGUUGUCGGCGAGAGCUGGCUUAGCUUACGGGCAAACAUCCGUGAACAUCACCGUUCUGGACGUGAACGACAACCCGCCGAGAUUCCCCAAAGGCGAGAUAGGGGAUGAGGUAUAUCUGAAGGAGAACGCGGCGGUUGGCCAGGAGGUGUGUCUGGCCCGCGCUAGGGAUCGAGACGCGGGCGCUAACGCGAGGAUCAUCUAUUCCCUGACCCACAAUCCCGGCGGACAGUUCCGGGUCGCCGAGAAUUCCGGGAUCAUCUACCUGGACAAACCGAUCAGAGCCGCGCCAGGCACCGUAUUGCAUCUCGAGGUGACCGCGACCGAUUCCGGUAACCAACCGCUGUCAGCGCAGCAUCAGGUCCGGGUCACCGUCGAGGAUGUGAACGAUCACACGCCUGUCUUCAAGCUGACCAGCUACGAGACGUCUCUGCCGGAAUCCACUCCCGUCAACGAUCGAUUCUUCUCUCUAACUGCCACCGAUGUCGAUCUCGGUGCGAACGGCCGGGUUCUGUACAGCGUCACCGAUGGUAACACAGAGAGCCGUUUCGGGAUCUUUCCUGACGGGCAACUGUACGUGAAGAACGUGCUCGAUCGCGAGCAACAGGAUUAUUACGCGUUGGAGGUGACGGCUACCGAUCAGGGCAGCCCCUCCAGAAGCUCGAUGGUCCCAGUUGUGGUUCACAUCGUCGAUGAGAACGACAACGCGCCAGAGUUCACCAAUUCCAGUUUCAUCUUCCAUUUACGCGAGAACGAGCCCCCAGAUACGUUCGUAGGGAAACUAUUGGCCACCGAUCGUGACGUAGGUCGUAAUGCUGAUCUGAUGUUCUCGUUGCCCGCCAGCCAACAAGACUUCACCGUGGAUCCUAGGAACGGUUUCAUCAAGUCCCUAAGGGUGUUCGAUAGAGAGUUACUGAUGACCAAUACAGGCAGUAGUUAUAUCACUUUGGAGGCGACCGUCACCGACAACGGUGUCAAUCGUCUUCGCGAUCGAGUCAAGGUCGUCAUCUACAUCACCGACGUGAACGACAACAUACCGCAGUUCCAGAGACUGCCGUACAGGGUGCAAGUGAACGAGGGCGCAGCUAUUGGGACGCAAUUGUUGCGGGUCUAUACUACGGACGCGGAUGAAGGCCUAAACGGUGAUGUAUUUUACUCGCUGGAGGACGGGAACCAACACGAACGGUUCACCAUCGACGAGGCGACUGGACAGAUUUCAUUGACGAAGGAACUCGAUCGGGAAACCUCGGACGAGUACGUGCUGACCGUAGUGGCGCACGACGCUGGGCUAGAGACUCGUCUCUCCUCGAGCACCACCGUUCACGUGGAGGUGCUCGACGAGAACGACAAUCAACCGCUGUUCGUCGACAACGAAUCGAGGAUCUCCGUUUUGGAGACCACGCCGACGAACACGGAGCUCCUUAAAUUCAAAGCUACCGAUAACGAUCUGGGACCGAACAGCGAACUAGCGUUUGGGAUAUCAGCUGGGAACCGAAGGGACACAUUCUACAUCGAUCCCCUGACGGGCACGUUAUACUUGCGAAAACCGUUGGACUAUGAAGAGCUCGAGAGGUACACGUUGAACGUGACCUGCAGCGACGGUGGUCAUCCUAGGCUGAGCUCCGUGACCACGUUGAUCGUCGAGGUGAUCGACGCUAACGACAAUCCGCCUGUGUUCCCGAACACAGCGAUCGCCAGGCAAAUUCGGGAGGGUAUACACGUCCAUACGCCUAUUGUCACCAUCACCGCGGAGGAUCCCGAUUCGAACGAGAACGGUGUAGUAACGUAUUCGAUCGCCAGUCAGGAUCCCGAGGAUCAGAUCCGUAGAUUCGGUAUAAAUCCAUCAACAGGCGUGAUACACACAUUGUUGCCGAUCGAUCGUGAAGAAGUGGACACUUACAAGCUGGUGGUGGUUGCCACGGACAGUGCUCAACCCCCAAGCGCCAGAUUAUCCGCGGAGAAGCUGGUGAUCGUGAUCGUCGAGGACAUAAACGACAACGCGCCGAUGUUCGUCAGCAUGUCGGCGGUGGUGUUGCCGUCGAAAGGAACCAACCUUCAGAAGGAGAUCACCGUGUGCCAAUUGAUCGCCCGUGAUCUGGACUCGAGCACAAACGGUCUGGUCACGUACGAGCUUCUCAGAUCGAGCGUGAACUACUCGGACAUGUUUCGUAUACAUCGUACAACCGGCCAGCUGACCAUGAGGCUGCCCAGAUCAUUGAAGAACAAUCCUGAGAGGAUCACCAAGUACCAGGUCGGUGUUCGAGCGACUGACGAGGCGGUCCAGGCCGAGAGACGUUCCACGGAGACGUAUUUGACGGUGAUCGUGCCCGGCGAGGAGGGCGAGGAUCAACCGAUCUGGGAGCAUCGUGGACAGAUCGAGGGUAGCGUGUACGAAAAUGAGCCGAUCGGGACGAGUAUUUUAAGGGUGACCGCGCGAAGCCGUAGAUCGAGCAUCGAUCUCGAGUAUUACGUGACGAACGUGACCGCCGGUAGCGGUGGUCCCCAGGUCGACCGUUUGUUCGACGUCGACACGAAGACAGGUGUAUUGUCGACGGCCGCUGCAUUGGACAGGGAAACGGGGAUCCAGUGGUACGAGGUGGAGCUGUACGCGGUCGGUGUCGGCGGUACCAGGCCCAGUACGACGUCCACAAAAGUUCGAGUGACGGUCCUCGACAAGAAUGACGUGGCACCGACGUGGGGGACCGGCACCUGGAAAUUCAAAAUCUCCGAGGAGGCGCCCCCGAGCACCGUUGUCACGGUCCUAAAAGCGUUCGAUCCGGACACGAUCGGCACGCUGACUUACACCCUGGUGCCGAAUCAUCGUCCUGGCGGCGGCGGCGUCACGUCGUCGAGCCACGAGCCACUAAACGAUACCGAACAGGGCCAACAGCAGCAACAGUUCAGGCUUCAUCCGAGCACCGGGCAACUGACGCUCUCAGAGGCGCUCGACAGAGAAGCCAGGGAAAAGUAUGUCCUGAGAGUUCGUGCAGACGAUGGAUUGCAGCACACCGACGUCACGUUGACCGUCGAGGUGACGGAUACAAACGACAACGCACCGACGUUCCAGAGUACCGCAUACUCGUUCGACGUGCCGGAGAACAUGCCAAGGGGCAGCAGGAUCGGUCAGGUCGUCGCGACGGACGCGGACGCCGACGGACCGAACAGCCAAUUGAGCUACACACUGAUAUCGGACUGGGCCAACGACGUUUUCUCACUGAACCCGAGCACCGGCGUGUUCACGCUGACCGCGAGCCUCGAUUACGAGCAGGUGCAGCACUACAUUCUGGUGGUCCAGGCGACGGACGGCGGUGUACCGGCACUUUCCUCGACGGUGACCGUCUAUUGCAACGUGGUGGAUUUGAACGACAACGCGCCGAUAUUCGAGGCGGGACCGCACGCCACGGAUAUCGUUGAGAACACGACGAUUGGCACUGCCAUACUAACGGUGGCCGCCCAGGACCUCGACUCGGGCGAUAACGGCCGAGUAAUUUACGCUGUCGCCGGCGGUGACGAGAAUGGUGACUUUGGUGUGGCGACGAACGGCACCCUUUUCACGCGACGGCCACUCGACCGGGAACAGAAGCCGCUGUACAAUUUGGUAUUGAGCGCGACCGACAGUCCUCUGCCACCGGCCCGGCCAUUGUCCUCCACCGUGCAGGUGACCGUGGUGUUGCUGGACGUGAACGACAUGUCCCCGGAGUUCAUAUCGCCGACGAAGAUUUCGAUAAUAGAGAACGCGCCGAGCAACACGGUGGUGAUGGCCAUUAAGGCCGUGGACAGGGACGAAGGACGGAACGGUUACGUCGAGUACUCCCUGGAGGACACGAGCCUCCCCUUCACCGUGGGCACCGUCGACGGCCUGUUGCGGGUAUCUGGUUCACUGGAUCGGGAAUUAAGGUCGAACUACACGUUGGAGGUGACCGCGAAGGACCGCGGUGAACCGCCGAGAUCGUCCUCGACGACGGUCACUGUCACGGUGCUCGACGAGAACGACAACUCGCCGGUGUUCGAUCCGCGACAGUACUCGGACACCGUCGCCGAGAACGCCAGCAUCGGAGCCAGUGUUCUUCAGGUGUCCGCGAUAGAUCGGGACGAGGGGGCGAACGGCAGGGUGAGAUACAGUAUCGCGAUGGGUGACGACAAUCGUGAUUUCACCAUAUCGGAGGACGGCGGUGUCAUAAGGGUGGCGAAGAAUCUGAACUUCGAACGGAAGUCCAGGUACCAUCUGACAAUACGUGGGGAAGAUUGCGCGUCGGAGGUCGGCGAAACCGUCAGGGGUGACACCGCCCAGGUGACCAUCACCGUUCUCGAUAUAAACGACAACGCUCCUGUGUUCCUGGACUCGCCUUAUGUGGCUCAUGUCAUGGAGAACAUGGUACCACCAGGCGGAGGAUUCGUGAUACAGGUGAAAGCAUACGACGCCGACACACCGCCGUACAACGACCAAGUGAGGUACUUCUUAAAAGAAGGCGACACCGACUUGUUUCGCAUCAACGCGAGCACAGGUGACAUUUUCUUGCUUCGACCGUUGGACAGGGAGCUGGUGCCCGAGUACACCCACACUCUAGAGGCCAUGGACACCGGUUCCCCGCCGUUGACUGGAGCGGGGAUCAUUCGGAUCGUGGUGCUGGACGUUAACGAUCACAGCCCGGAGUUCACCAGGCAGGAAUACAAGGCGAUGGUCACCGAGAAUUCAGCUUCCGGUACCUGGGUGACCAAACCACACGCCACGGACAAGGACGAGGGUCUAAACGCCAAAAUUAGGUAUAGUUUACUGGGUGAAAAUUCGGAACGUUUCACCGCGGACCCGGACACUGGCGAGGUCUUUACAGUGGUACCGCUGGAUCGUGAACAAACCUCCGUCUAUCAUUUGACGUUGGUCGCUCAGGACUCCAGCCCAACGGAACCACGAGCCUCCGCCGUCAAUUUGACGAUCUUCGUAACAGAUGUGAACGACAACGCUCCACGAUUCUCUAGUCCACGAUACACCGCGUACGUGCCAGGCGCGACCAAACCAGGGGAUUUCGUGUUCGGCGCGAAAGCGGUGGACGACGACGACGGCGAGAACUCGCGGAUCGUGUAUCGUCUCCAGGGAAUGGACGCCGAGAGGUUCACGAUCGACGCGAACAGCGGCGUGAUCAGGGCGAAUCAGGCAUUGGCGAACGACGAGACCACCUAUCAGCUGCAGAUUCAAGCAUCCGAUUGCGGCGCGACACCGCAAUCGGUCACCGCCGAUCUGGUGAUACACCUGUGGGAGAGACAAUUGUUCCCCAGUUUUCAACCGAGUAUAAACACGAGAUUCACGUUGCCGGAGGACGUGCCCGAGGGACGGAUGAUCACGAAACUGAGCGCCACCACGCCGAAGAAUGGAGCGCCGAGCAAUCUGGUUUACGGGAUGGCCGGCGGUAACGUCGGGGACGCGCUCAAGAUCGAUCCUCACACCGGAGAGGUGUUGGUUGCGUCGGGAUUUGACUACGAGACCGCACCGUACUACGAGGCCUGGAUAGAAGUCCGUGACUCGGACACACCAGCGUUAAGAAGCGUCGUUCAGCUGCUGAUAAACGUAACCGACGCGAACGACAACGCGCCGAUCAUGGAAGCGUCGAUCUACAACGCGACGGUACCAGAGGACGAGUAUCCGCCGUUGUUUGUCGGCAAAGUUUUCGCGCGGGAUCGCGACUCAGGCGAGAACGGUCAGGUCUCGUAUUAUCUGGUGAACGAUUUCGCGGAGACGUUCGUCAUCGAUUCGGACACCGGGGAAAUCAGCACGAACGCGAAAUUGGAUCGCGAAGAGAUCGCGUCGUACGAGCUGGCGGUGGAGGCCAGGGACCAGGGCCAGCCCCCGUUAACGGGUACGGCCACCGUAUUGGUCACCGUUUUGGAUAAGAACGACAAUCCUCCGCAUUUCACGCGACUGUUCGGCGUGAACGUAACGGAGAACGCAGAGAUCGGUACAUUCGUUAUACGAAUUACCAGCAGCGAUCCAGACAUCGGCUCGAACGCCAAUGUGACGUACACGUUCACCGACAAUCCGGGAAUGAAGUUCUCUCUAGACGCGUUGAGCGGGAACGUGACCGUGGUCGGGCACUUGGACCGAGAGGAACAAGACGAAUACUUGUUAAAGCUGGUGGCAGCAGACGGUGCCUGGCUAUCGGCAACCGCCCUCACGAUAACCAUUCAGGAUCAAAACGACAACGCGCCGGAAUUCGACGAGGAAUCCUACCACUUCCAUUUCCCAGAACUGCAACCGCCUGUCGCCCACGUUGGCCAAGUGACAGCGAUCGACCGGGACAAACAAGGACCCAAUUCUGUCAUAUCCUACAGCCUAUUGCAACCAUCCGAUCUGUUCACCGUUGAUCCAGCGACUGGUGACGUGUUCAGCAAGAAGACAUUACGAUACAAGCACACCCACCGUCCUGCUAACAACAACGCGCCAAAGUUCGAGCAAAGAUCCUACCUAUACCCAGUGCCUGAAAACUACGGAAUUGGCAAACGUGUGAUCCAAUUGGUGGCCAAAGACGAUGCUGACUUCGGUGUGAACGCCGUGAUCAGCUAUCAUCUGGUAAACGGUACCGACUACUUCUCCAUCGACGAGAAAACCGGUUGGGUAUACGUUCGAAGAAGCUUGAGCAAUGUAGCGGUUGGAACAACGUUUUCACUUAGGGCCAGAGCGAUCGACAAAGGUGUACCGCCGCAGAAGGACGAGGUCUCGUUGACACUGGUGAUCUCUGGCGAGAACCAACACUCUCCAACAUUCGCCGCGGUUAGCUAUCAGGUUAGAGUGCCAGAAAAUGAACCAGUGAACACCACCAUAUUGACGGUGAGUGCUACCGAUAACGACGCUGGCCCGAACGGUAUGAUAAGAUACAAGAUAUCCGCUGGAAACGAGAGGAAUGAGUUCUUCGUGCAUUCGAUCACGGGGGCAGUCACGAUACUCGAACCUCUUGACUACGAUCUGAUCCAGGAGUAUAGAUUGAACAUCACCGCGACCGAUCUUGGCUUCGAGUCGAAACAGGCGGUCGCGACGCUCACAGUGAACGUGUCGGAUAUAAAUGAUAAUCCACCAACGUUCAAUCAGACCGUGUACGAGGCGUUCCUGCCCGAGAAUUCGCCGCCGGACAGCUUCGUUUACAAGGUGGUCGCGAAAGACAUCGAUUCACCGAAAUACGCGGUGGUGCAAUACAAAAUCCUGGGCGGUACCGGAAAGGACCAUUUCCGUAUACGCGAGGACACCGGCGAGAUCGCCUCUCUGAUGAGCUUCGACUACGAGGAAGCAAACGAGUACACCUUGGACAUAGUCGCGGCGAAUCCGGACUCGAAUCCGCAAAUGGUCGGGUUCACGACCGUUCAGGUCCACAUAACAGGCGUGAACGAGUACUAUCCAAAAUUCGUACAGCCUGUCUUCCAUAUGGACGUGUCCGAGAGCGCUGAGGUGGGCACGUCCGUUGGUCUGGUCCAAGCAACCGAUCAGGACGCAGGAGAGGACGGUCGAGUGUACUAUCUGUUCGUCGGUUCGUCCAACGAUCGUGGCUUCUCCAUUGGCUCCGAGACUGGGAUAAUCCGUGUUUCUAGACGUCUGGACCGCGAGACACAGAAUCGCGUGGUGUUGACCGUGAUGACGAAGAACGGUGGCGGGAUUCGGGGCAACGACACCGACGAGGCUCAGGUGAUCGUCUCGAUCCAGGACGGUAACGAUCCACCGGAGUUCCUUCAGACCGCCUACGAUGCUACCGUCUCGGAGGGUGCAAGCCACGGCACCCGUGUUCUGACCGUAAGAGCGGUGGACAAGGACAUCAGGCCGCAGAACAAUCAGUUCUCUUACUCGAUCAUCGGCGGGAACAUGGGCCAGGCGUUCAAGGUCGAUCCGCAGACCGGGGACAUCGAGACUGCGAAGCAACUGGACCGCGAAACCGUGCCAGCCUACGAUCUCACCAUAGGGGCGAUCGAUACCGGGUCACCACCCCAAACUGGCACCGCCUUGGUGCAUAUUGAACUGUUGGACAUUAACGAUAAUGGGCCUGUAUUCGAUCCCCCUGAGUUGAUCGGACACGUGAACGAGAACGAGCCAGCUGGGACGAUCGUGAUGACGCUGAGCGCCACCGAUCCCGAUCUACCGCCCAAUGGUGCCCCGUUCACGUAUAGAUUGGUCGGUGGCAGACAGAGCGACAUGGUUACAUUGGAUAAACACACUGGGGUAUUGAAGACCACUAGGAGCUUGGACAGAGAAGCGAUGCCUCAGUUGGAUCUUGUGAUCGAAGUGGAAGAUUCGGGGGUUCCGAGGAUGAGGAACGAGCACACGAUAACGGUCCUCGUGACCGAUCAGAACGACAGUCCAUCGUCGCCCAGAUCGGUCCAUGUGAUCGUUCAUUCGUUCAACGAGCAAAUACCCUUGGGAAAGAUCGCGGACGUGCAUCCAAACGAUCCGGACGUAACUGGUUCCUAUUCCUGCAAGAUACUCCAAGGAUCGAAUCCUAGGAUUCUUAGCAUUCCAACCGCCUGCGAUCUUCACACGAAGAAGAUCACACCAGGAGUCGGUUACUCCCUGAGCGUUUCCGGUAACGACGGCCGUCAUCCGAACGUGGUGUCCAAGGUCACCGUCGAGUUCCUAGUGUUCACGAAUACCACGAUCGAGAACAGUGUCACCCUGCAGAUCACCAAGCUAACCGCGAGAGACUUUCUAAGUCAGAAUUAUCGUGCCCUGUUGGACGUCCUGCAAGAGGAGAUCGACGUGGGCGACACAUUGAAGAUCUUCAGCCUCGGCGAGAACGCCUCCGAUCUGAACGUUCACAUAGCAGUGGAAUCGCCUCAAGGAUACCGUACCAAAUACGAGGUGACCGAGCUGUUGAAUCGGAAUCGCGAAAAGAUCCGAUCCCUUCUUGAUGGUACCACCUUCACCGUCGGUUAUUCGCCGUGCAAGCAUAUACCGUGCGAGAACGGUGGCGGUUGCAGCGACAAGCUGGUCAUCUACGAGGACGCUAGGAUCACCGACAGCCAGGCGUUGAUACUCACGUCACCGAGGAUGAUGCACGAGAUGACGUGCAAGUGUCGGGACGGUUUUACCGGGGACAGAUGCGAGAGGAGGCAAGAUCCAUGCUCGCCGAAUCCAUGUCUAUUGGGUGGACAGUGUCGACGGCUCGGAUACGAUUUUCAGUGCACCUGCCCGAUCGAUCGCGAGGGCAAGCUCUGCGAAUUGGAACGUGGCGAUGCAUGCGCUAGCAAUCCGUGCAGAAACGGCGGUUCCUGCCGAAAGAGCCCGGACAGUUUUAGUUUCUUCUGUCUGUGUCGGGCUGGAUACAGGGGGAACCACUGUGAGGCGGUCACCGACUCUUGCAGACCGAAUCCGUGUCUUUACGGUGGUCUGUGCGUGGGCGAGAAACCUGGAUAUAGAUGCAGUUGCCCGGAGGGUCGCUACGGACGGCAUUGCGAACGGUCCACAUUCGGAUUCGAGGAGCUCUCGUACAUGGCGUUCCCGGCGCUGGACUCGAACACGAACGACAUAACGAUCGUGUUCGCGACCACGAAACCGGACGCACUGCUGUUGUACAAUUACGCGCCGCAGACUGGUGGACGAUCGGACUUCGUGGUGUUGGAGUUGGUGAAUGGACGUGUCAUAUUCUCGUACGGCGGGGCGAGAAGCGCGAUUACGUCGAUCACAAUAAAAACGGAACAUACCGUGGCGGACGGAGAAUGGCGGAAGGUGACCGCUACCAGAAACGGACGUGUCGUUUCGCUGAGCGUCUCGAUGUGCAGGGAACACGGAGACAUAUGCGACGACUGUAGACCGGGCGACGGCACUUGUUACGCGGACGACGUUGGACCCACGGGAGCGUUGAAUCUGUCGAAUCCGUUGGCGUCGAAAGGUGUCAAGUCGACCUGCAUCAGAUCGAACAAGAAUCCCUGCCUGAGAGACCCCAAGGACACGGUCUCGGUUUGCGGCGGAAACGCCAGGUGUUUCGACAAGUGGCACCAGGUCACCUGCCAGUGCGGCACGGUCACAGCGCCGAAUUGCGAGACGGCACUCGAGCCUGUCUCACUGAGCGACGAUGGAUACGUCGAGUUCAAGGUUUCGGAGAAGCACAGAAGGAUGCAAUUGUUGGAGUACCUUUACGGUGGAUCGACCGUCUGGCAGAAGAACCGAUCGAGACGAGCAGCCGUCGCGGAGGACACGAGCUUCAUAACGAAUUCGUCCCCGUUCAAAACCAUCGGGCUGAUGUUCAGAACCGUGAAACAGGACGGGAUUCUCAUAUACGCAGCGACGAACAAACACUUCACGUCCGUGGAGCUACGAAACGGUCAACUGUUCUACGCGUCCCUUCUCGGUUCCCCGGUGAACAUGUCAGCGAACAUCGAGGGAGGUCUGGCGGACGGACGCUGGCACAAUCUGACCCUUCAUUCGUACUUCCGCGGUCUUAGGCUGUUCAUCGACGGCGUGCAGACCGGCGAGGAGCUGGACUCGGCCGGUGUGCACGACUUUCUCGAUCCCUACCUCUCCGUAUUAUCGAUCGGCGGCGUCAGCCAGGAUCUGUAUCACGCUCAGAGCGCCGGUGGGGCGAGAUGUUUCGAGGGUUGUCUGGCGAACUUCACCGUGAACAACGAAAUCCAACCUUUCAACGGCACCGGCUCGAUAUUCAAAGAGGCCACGUAUCACGGCAAGGUGAGCACCGGUUGUCGUGGACCGAUCGGUAUAAGCGCAGUGGCCACCGCCGAUCCUCUAAGCAUCGGUAUCACCCUGGUAAUCGUAUUCUUCGUGAUACUGUUGAUCGCGAUUCUGGUCAGUUUCAUCGUGUUCCGUCUGAGACGUCAGAACAAGGAGAAGAGCGCCCCGUCGGUGGUGAACAAGAAUACGAACGCUAUUAUGACCGGUAACCAGUUGGUCGGCACGGGCAACGACAAUCUUAUGUCCCGACACGAGAACACCUACAUCUCCGACACGUCCGACUUACGGGGUGUCGGACAUAUGGGCCCAGAACUGAUCUCGAAAAAGUACAAAGAGAGGGAGAUCAACGCCAGCUCGGAACAUCGACCCCAACGGCCAGAUAUAAUCGAGAGAGAAGUGACCAAGUCACCACCUAUCCGAGAUGAACAUCCACCCCUGCCACCGCCAGCCCAAACAUCUUUGCACUCGCACGAGCACAAUCCCGAACCUGACAUGCCGGAGCAUUACGAUCUUGAGAACGCCAGCUCGAUCGCACCCAGCGACAUCGAUAUCGUCUACCACUACAAGGGCUAUCGCGACGGUAUGAGGAAGUACAAAGCGACACCGCCACCGAUAGGCAACUACGCGAACCAUCACAAACACACUGGUCAGCAGCACAGGCACGCGGGCCCGUUUCCACCCCGAGCCUUACCCCCACCGAAUGUCAGCCAACCGUCUGGACCGACGCAGAAGUUGCUGCAAAGCACACCGUUGGCCAGGUUGUCGCCCAGCAGCGAGCUGUCCGCCCAACAACCGAGGAUCCUGACGUUGCACGACAUCAGCGGGAAACCGUUGCAAAGCGCCCUACUGGCUACCACCUCGUCGUCGGGAGGUGUCGGUAAAGACGCUCUGAACUCGAAUAGCGAAAGAAGCCUGAACUCGCCGAUCAUGAGCCAACUGUCCGGCUCGACGGCCAGUCGAAAGGCCCCCCAAUCGAACAAUGAGAACUCCGUGAACAAUGUCUCCUCGGGACCGAUGGGACUCACCGCUGAAGAGAUCGAGAGAUUGAAUUCGAGGCCCAGGACCUCCAGCCUAGUGUCCACUCUAGAUGCUGUCAGCUCGUCUAGCGAGGCUAGGGGACCACCGACACACGGUCCACUGCAUCUUCAUAGGCGACACACGCCACCGGUCGAAAGACUCGAGCGUCGAAACUCGUCGACCACCGACGAGAGUGGUAACGACAGUUUCACGUGCUCGGAGUACGAUAAUACAUCGUUGGUUGGUGAUAAGCGUUCGGAUAAUCCAUUCGCCAAGCAAGAUGAUGAGGAUGUGAACCAACGGGGAAACGAGUCCUCGCAGACUACGAAACCACCGUUGCCGCCGAAUGUGAACUACGAUGGUUUCGACAGCUCGUUCCGUGGAUCCCUGAGCACCUUGGUCGCGUCCGACGACGAUCUAUCCACGCACAUGGUUGGGCUCUACAGGCCGUCGAAUAAUGGUUCACCUUCGACCACCACCACUACUACUGCUCUCAGCUGGGACUAUCUGCUCAACUGGGGACUGAAUUUCGAUAGUCUGGUGGGCGUGUUCAUCGACAUCGCGGAGCUACCGGACAGCGCGAACCGUGUACCGAGCACGCUCAGACUGCCGGCGAACAUACCGAAACCGUCCGAGGAAUACGUCUGA
This is a messenger RNA of Dufourea novaeangliae, 15030 nucleotides long. It is a transcript of the gene ft, whose product is annotated as cadherin-related tumor suppressor. The transcript has 22 exons. NCBI's taxonomy places the organism in Eukaryota, Metazoa, Arthropoda, Insecta, Hymenoptera, Halictidae. Bases 1 to 15030 code for a protein of 5009 amino acids. Gene Ontology annotation, cellular component: catenin complex; plasma membrane. Gene Ontology annotation, molecular function: cadherin binding; calcium ion binding. The record is from RefSeq and is a predicted model, not a curated record. Gene Ontology annotation, biological process: homophilic cell-cell adhesion.